AGCGGCAGCAUUCAUGGUGGUAUUCGGAAUCAGCAUCGUCGACUACCUAUAGUCCAGUCGGUUUCGUUGAAAAAGCGAUUUAUCAGUUGGGGAUCAUUCCUCGUUAGACAUGGUCAUCAUUGGUUUAGAUCGCACUUGUAGUUACCGAAAUAAAUGAUUGAUAGAAGAAGCCCUUCCAGUAUUUUUCAUAGGCACUGUGCACUUUUCAUACUCACUUACCUGAGCGAAUUGCAUAAACAUUGUACCGUAUCAUCUGAGAAAAAGGAGUCGAAAAAAUAAAGUCGUAGAUGAAAAAAAUCGGAGUUGUACAUUCGAGGCACCUAUGUCGAAUGGAUAUGAAUACAGUAUUUUGUCAACAUCUGGAUACACGUUUUUCAAAAACACCAUUACCAUAAGGAUUAGUUGACUACUAUUUCACAUUUUUUGAAUAAAAAGUCGUCAUAUUACUUUGAGUACAAUUGUAUGAUAAAUCAACGAAUAGAACUUGACAAGAUUUCUUAUAUGGAGGAGGUACUAUCAGAUUUUAGACACAUGAGAUGUCAUAAUAGUUAACGAGUUUGAAAUUUUACACUAAUUCAGGUUUUUAAUGUUUUUUGGCUACAGACAUUAAUAUUUGAUCAUCCUAAUAAACUAGUAGAUGCAUCUAUCGAACACGAAUCGAUCGGUAUAUAAUGUGUGAGAUUAAAUCAAGUCUUGAUCAAGAUAUGACCAUUUUAAUGUUGUAGAUCAUUUUAGAUAUUUUGAAAGCCCGGAAUCUGAGCUACAAAUUGAUAUAAUUUGGAAAGACUUUACAGAAAGUGAAGGUAGCCUGAUGGAAUUGAAUGCACUAGAUCAAGCAAAUGAGAAUCUGAAGAAAAACAUUCAUCCAUCGUUGUUAAAUGUUUACAAACAAUUUGUUGAAAUUAGUGUAACGCAAUUUAAAUCCGGAUUAAAUCGACCGGGAACAUUGCAAUCGUUUACGACUUCACCGGAUCAUGAACUAACAGCACAAGCAUCGAAUAAUACAACAUUCAUUAUGACGGGUAUUCGUCAUACACAACCAGCCGUUUUUACUCGUGAAACGAAUUACUCAGCUGAUAAUCUUGAUUAUGCCUAUCGUCCACGACCACUACCAUCAUCUGGUAUUCUUUCGGUAAUGCAAAGUUUUUGUCCAAAAUCGUUCCCAAGCGAUGAAAAUGGCUUUAGCAUUUAUCCAAAUGGGAGCUCAACAAAUAUUUUAAUCACAAUUGAUCGAAUUACUCGUACAAAUCCAUUUUUUACAAAAGAUUUUUCUGUUAAUGAUAUUGAUUCUUUGCCCGAUAUUUACGAGACAAUGAUCGAUCGACCAGCAUUCAUCUAUGACACAUUGUCAAAUUUAACGAGUCAUAUAUUUCAAAAUUUAUCAAUAUUUUAUCCUUUUCUAACUGAACAAUUAAAUUACUCGUUAACUGAUGCUCAGUCUUUGAUUUCAUUAACAAUUAAUCCAGUUGAGGCAAGUAUAACCAUCUUAUAUAAUUUAUUAUCUGCUAAUCAUCAAACAAUAUUAUCACCUAAACGUGUUCGACGUCAAAUAUUGCCAAAAGAUGUUAAUGAUGAUGAUAAUGAUGAUUUUUUAAAACGUGCUGAGCUAUUGGAAAAACUCUCAACAUCAUCUGACAUAGACAUGAUAGGCAUAAUGAGAAAAGCAUUUUGUAAUUCGACUACUGAUCUAUUUCAUAUUAAUUCAUCAAAAAUCAAUCAGACUGAUUUACAACAACGUUUAUGUAGAAUGACACCAGAACAAUAUCAAAGUCUUUUAAAUUUAUUGAUGAGUACUAUUUCAAGUCAACACAUUAGCGAAAUUUUGGCAUUAGGACUUCUUGAAUCAUCAGCAAUGUUAUUACAGUUGAAUGAUUACAUCGACAAGUUAGAGAAAUAUUCUCUGUUCGAGCAAGGCUUAAACGAUCUUUAUGGCCUGGCGCAAAUCCUUCGUACAAAUUCGUGCCGUUUAGUUGAUAAUUCAACACAAAGUAGUAAUCAGAGUACUACAACCACCACCACGCUACGUCCAUCUAUCGCACUUUCAGGCAAUGUGGAAUCUGUGGCAAUGAAUAAACUAAAGCGAAAUAAAGGUUUUUAUCAAUUAUGGUUAACUAUGCAAGAGUCAAUCUGCGGCACAACACCGUCUGCAGCUGCCUUGAAUGUAGACAGUGAUACAUCAGAUGAUAAACCACCAGAUUUGGCUGAACUUGGUAUAAGUGAUAAUCAACAACGACAAUUGGGCUUACUGUUUUACGUUUUGUAUGGGAAUUCUCAGAUUUUAUAUUCACCCAAUAAUACUUUAAUCAAUGACGUUAUAUCAAAAGCCAAUUCAACAUUUAUCCUAUUAGAUACAGUUACAAAAUAUGCAAAUGAAUGGGGCAGAGUAUCAAAAGUUUUGAAAAAUUAUUUUCUCGCUAAUGGUACAGAGAAAAAAGUUGAAUCCCUUCGACAUAUGAAAAAUUUUAUUGUUAAUUACGGUUCAUUUAUACCAAUUCCACAGCUAACUAAUAUUAGUAAAAUUUUAAAAAAUAUUAGUGAUCCAUCCGUACCAAAUUAUCUGAAACAAAUAUCAGCGAUUGAUAAAGCUGCUUGUACAUGGUCUUCCUUGAUUUCUGGCAUUAAUCUAAAUGUGUUUAGAGGAUUUUCAGAUGAAAAUGAUCUAGUCAAUUAUUUUCUUCGACGAGCAUAUCAUGAGAAUUAUACCGUAUUAGCUAGCGUUGUGUUUAACAACGUAAAUAUGAAUGAUACAAAAUUACCGCCUCAUGUCGUAUACAAAAUUCGACAAAAUGCUUCCUUAACUCCAUCAACAAAACGUGUCAGAGAUAGAUUUUGGGUUCCAUCUCCAGCUCAAAAUGGCUUUGUCUAUUAUGACUUUGGUUUCUCUUGGGUUCAAGAAGUGAUUGAUCGGGCCAUUAUUGACACUCAAGUUGGUAGGCCAGUUUCAGAGCCUGGAUUAUUCUUUCAAGAAAUGGCUUAUCCUUGUUAUCUUUAUGAUAAUUUUCUACAAAUGAUUCAACAUGCAUUACCACUCUGCUUAAUUAUUUCAUGUCUUUAUCCUUUUGCAAUGCUCACACAACAUAUUGUUUACGAAAAAGAAGUUCGUCUUAAAGAAGUAAUGAAAAUAAUGGGAUUGAGCAAUGGAGUACACUGGGUAGCAUGGUUUAUCACAAUUUUUACACAAACAACAUUAGUUAUGGUUGCUGUUACACUCAUAUUACAUUAUGGAAAAGUUUUGAUGCAUUCAAAUCCAUUUCUUAUAUUUCUUAUACUUGAAGUUUAUAGUUUAGCGACAAUUAGUUUUGCAUUUUUGAUUAGUGUAUUUUAUUCUAAAGCAAAAAUAGCGGCUGCUUGUUCGGGUAUCAUCUAUUUAUUAUCUUAUGUUCCAUGUAUGUACAUUUCUAUCAGAGAAGAUUUGGCACAGGAUAUUAUACCUCGAUGGACAAAAAUUAUGAGUUCAUUAUUUUCAACAUCAGCAUUUGGAAUGGGUUCAAAAUAUAUAGCUUUCUAUGAGAAUAUAGGUACAGGAAUUCAAUUUAACAAUAUUCGAUUGUCUCCUGUUGAAGGUGAUAAAUUUACAUGUUUUGAAACAGUGAUGUUUAUGCUUUUGGACACAGUCAUUCAUCUUAUUCUCAUGUGGUAUGUGGAGAACGUGUAUCCUGGUUCAUACGGCAUACCAAAAAAAUGGUAUUUUCCUUUCACAUUAAAUUACUGGUACGGUCCAAUGUACACAGAACCAAAUUGGCUCUUGAAACUUAAACAAACAUAUUUAGUAAGAAUAUUUUCACGAAAUUAUAUAAAACAUCAGUUUGAUGAUACUGUAAUAUCCAAUCCAAAUUGUAAUCAAAACUAUUUUGAAAAUGAAAACACAUCGAAACUUAAAAUUGGUGUUCGCAUUGUUAAUUUAUCAAAAGUGUAUGAUCGUAAAAAAUUUGCAGUACAAAAUUUAUCAUUAAAUUUGUUUGAAGAUCAAAUUUUAUCCUUUUUGGGACAUAAUGGAGCAGGUAAAACAACAACAAUGUCCAUACUCACGGGUUUAAUACCUGCCAGCAGUGGUUAUGCAACAAUUUAUGAUCAAGAUAUUAGAGUUGACAUGGAUACAAUACGCACCAAUCUUGGAUGGUGUCCUCAACAUAAUGUACUAUUUGAUAAACUGACCGUUGAAGAACAUUUAUUAUUUUUUUCAAAAUUAAAGCAAGUUCAUAGUCAUGUAAUGGAAAAGAUGGUUGAAAAUAUGUUAAUGGAUGUUGGAUUAACAUUAAAACGAAAUGCAAUCGUUUCUACAUUAUCGGGCGGAAUGAAACGUAAAUUAUCUGUUGCAAUGGCGUUUGUGGGUGAUGCUAAAACUGUGAUAUUAGACGAACCAACAGCUGGUGUUGAUCCGUAUGCUAGACGCUCAAUAUGGGAAUUGUUAGUUAAACUUAAACAAGGACGAACAAUUCUCUUAUCAUCGCAUCACAUGGAUGAAGCUGAAACGCUUGGUGAUCGCGUAGCUAUAAUAUCAAAUGGUCAAUUAAAAUGUUGUGGCACAUCGUUGUUUUUAAAGUCUCUUGUAGAGCCAUGGAUGUGUAGCAAAGAUGCCACAACAUCGUUUAUUACGAAACUAAUAGUAAAUGCGUAUCUAAAAGAAGAAACCCGACGAGAAUUACAAUAUGUUUUACCUCUUAAAAAUCGACAUAUGUUUCCAGAAUUUUUCAGCGUAUUAGAUUCAAAGUUAAUGAAUUUAUCAAUAAAAAGUUACGGCUUGAAAGAUGUAUCAUUAGAAGAAGUAUUUCUAAAAAUAACAGAAGAAUAUAAACAAACAUCAACUAUAGCUUCGAAUGAUUUAACCACAGAGACGGCGACGACAGCUGGGAAUAUGUCAGACAAUACGGAGAUAUCUUCGUCUUCAGAUAUAUUGGAACAAAAUUCAGAAAAUUCUACGACUGAAUCCCCGACGACAACAGAUACCAAAUCGUUAUCGCAAUUAUCUGAAAUAAAAACAAAUAGUAAGCCAAUUUCUUUAUUAGGUCAAAAUCGUGCCACUGGAACAAGUUUGUAUCUGAAACAGGCAAUGGCUAUCAUCAUAAAACGUUUUACAUACAAUUAUCGAAAUUGGCGUGCAUUAGCCACUCAAAUAUUAUUGCCAGCCUUUUUUAUAACCGUUGCAAUGACAGUAGCACUCUCUGCUCCAGGUUUCUCUGAUCCUCCAUCAUUAACAAUGUCAACUUCAAUGUUUUCUAAUAUGAAUUAUCUUUAUACACCGGUAUCUGGUUUAAACUCGAGAAAACUUCCAAAUUAUAGUGUAGAAGAUGAAACAUGUGCUGGUCCCGAAAAACUGAGUGAUACAAUUCUGCUCCCUUCAUCACUUGGUUCGAUAUGUGUACUACGUGAUCCCUACAUGAAUAUAACAGAUAUGAAACAAAUAUUAUCUUUGAAUAUGUUUAGCAAUUCUUGUUCUAAAGUAUAUCAACCAGAUAUGGAAGCAGGCUCAUUAAAUGAUAUCUCGUGGUCAUCAGCAUUAUUAGCACAACAAAAUGAAAAUUCAACAUCAGCUAGAAAUUUUAGCAAUAUUCCAACAGUAACAUCUUCACUCUAUUAUGUUCCGUGUCACUGUUCAUCACAUCAGUCACGUUUUAUCUGUCAGAUGUUUCAUAAUCCUCCAGCAAGACAUCUUAUAACAAAUGAUUAUAUCUUAAAUAUAACAUUAGAAUCAAAUGAAAUUCUAUAUUAUCUUUAUACAGUUGAUAACUAUCGUUUAAAUCGUUACGGUGGUUUAUCAUUUGGUCUUACUCAGUCAUUUAUUCCUCACAAUUAUCCCACAAAAUAUGAUUAUAACUCCAAUCAACAUCUAGAAUACUCUAAAAAUCCUUAUUAUAUGUUACAAAAACUUGGAUCUAGAAAUACGGCAGUAAUAUUUACAAAUCAUAAAGGAUAUCAUACAUUACCAUUGUACAUAAAUAUCAUGUCAAAUGCAAUAUUACGAGCUAAUAUUCCUUUAUCAAAAGGGUUACCAUCAGCCUACGGUAUAACAACAAUUAAUCAUCCGAUGAAUGAAACAAAUAACAUGUUAUCAACUGAGUUCAUAUUACAAGGUAGUGAUGUUGUUAUUUCAAUAUUUAUUAUUGUUGCCAUGUCAUUUGUUCCCGCCUCUUUUACAUUAUUUCUUGUGUAUGAACGAGCAACAAAAUCGAAACAUAUUCAAUAUAUUAAUGGUCUUUAUCCACUAAUUUAUUGGUUAACAAAUUUCAUAUGGGAUUUAUUAAAUUAUUUAUUGCCUGCUGCAUGUGUUAUUGUUAUUUUAAGAUUAUUUAAUGUGCCUGCCUAUACUGAAGGAGAAAAUUUUACUGCUGUCAUUUCAUUAUUUCUUCUCUAUGGCUGGUCCAUUAUUCCUCUUAUGUAUCCCUUUAGCUUUAAAUUUACUGAGCCAAGCAAUGCAUACAUCUUUCUUAUUGUUAUUAAUUUAUUCUCUGGUAUUACAUGUAUAUAUACGUCCUUCUUUCUCGAAAUAUUUGAUAUGGGAAAUUCGCCAACAUCCAUGUUAAGUAAAAUAACUCGUAAUGUUAAAAAAAUAUUUCGAAUUUUUCCAAACUAUUGUCUUGGUCGUGGAUUAAUUGAUAUUGCUUAUAAUGAUUAUUAUAAUUCAUUUUAUAAGAAAACUGGUUUAUAUGAUAAAAUUCGUUCACCAUUUCAAUGGGAAAUUGUUGUAUCUAAUUUAGUAUCAAUGGCAAUAUCUGGCGUUGUUUUUUGGAUUCUAACAUUAUUAUUAGAAUAUGAAUUUUUCUAUUCUCCUAAAAUACCAGACGCAUUACCAAUUUCUCAUUUGGAUGAAGAUGAAGAUGUUGGACGUGCAAGAAAACAUGUAUUAAAAGAACAAUGUAUCGAUGAUGUACUUGUAUUAUAUAAUCUAUCAAAAACAUAUAAAACACGUAUAAAAAAAAAUUUAAUUGCUGUUAAUAAUAUAUGUCUUGGAAUACCGGCAAGUGAUUGCUUUGGUCUAUUGGGAGUAAAUGGAGCGGGAAAAACAACAACAUUUCGAAUGUUAACUGGUGAUCUUCGUCCUACUGCUGGUUAUGCUCGUGUAAAUGGUUUCGAUAGUAUUAAGGAAAGACGGCAAGUUUUCAAACAUAUUGGUUAUUGUCCACAAUUUGAUGCUCUAUUUGAUGAAUUAACACCUCUUGAACAUAUGUUGUUAACUGCACGUUUGAGAGGAAUUUUAUGGGAAGAUGAGAAAGCAAUAGCAACAAAUUUGUUACAAAAACUUGAUCUAGUCGAAUAUUAUAAUAUACCAGUUGGAAAAUUGUCAUUGGGUAAUAAAAGAAAAUUGAGUACUGCUUUAGCAUUGGUUGGAGAUCCAACAAUUUUAUUUCUGGACGAACCAACGAGUGGUAUGGAUCCCAGUGCUCGACGAUUUCUAUGGAAUGUUAUUCGUCAACUUAUCAAAGAUGGUCGAUCGAUUAUUCUAACAUCUCAUAGUUUAUACAAACGUAUUCAUUUCUAUUUUAGUAUGGAAGAGUGUGAAGAAUUAUGUGGUUCGUUAGCUAUCAUGGUAAAUGGUUGUUUUCGUUGUCUUGGAUCAACUCAACAUUUGAAAAAUCGCUUUGGAGAUGGUUAUACAAUAAAAAUUCGUUUAAAACAAACAAUUUCUGAUGAUUCAAUAUCAUCAUCAACAGCCAGUAAUGACUAUUUACAACUGGUAUUAGAUUAUUUUAAUAUUGAAUUUUCUUCUUAUGCCAUAUUAAAAGAAAAACAUUUAAAUAUCCUCCAAUAUGAAAUUGAUAAUAAAAAAAUACCAUUAAAAUUAAUUUUUCAAAAAUUAGAAUAUUUAUUAAAUGUAAAAUAUUUAAUAUUGGAUUAUAGUGUUAAUCAAAAUACACUUGACAACGUCUUUGUCAAUUUUGUUCGUGAUCAACAAGAUUAUCAUAGUACAAAUGCUCAAACAUCAACAGAGUCAAAACGAAAAUUAACCAAACAAAAGGAUAUUCAUGGAAUUAUCGAUGAUACAUUUGAUGAUGGCAGUUUUGUCGUCUAUAAAAGAACUGUAAGUGAAACAAAAUUAAAUAUAAAUAGUUUAGAUUUGAGUCCGCAUGAUAAUCAGCUAUCUACAAUAGCUCAUAAUGCUAAUAAUUCUAUUAAUAGCUCUAUUGCUAAUGUCAACAAUGUUUGUGACUGUCAAAAACAAUCAGAUACUAGUGAUUGUACAAAACUUUAG
Molecule: messenger RNA, 8188 nt
Organism: Didymodactylos carnosus
Lineage: Eukaryota; Metazoa; Rotifera; Eurotatoria; Philodinida; Philodinidae
Source: the annotation of a GenBank genome assembly